GAAGGAGCAUGUUAUUAAAGGGUUUCCUAGUAGCUUUCGCAUUGGUUGGCUUGGUCCAAGCAGCGAGUUUGAGCCAGGAUGAGAGGAUUCGCUACGACAACUUCUCAGUGUUCAAGGUCAGGUACGAGACCCAAGAGCAGCGCAGUCGUCUUCGAAGUCUAGUGGAAGAGCAGAACAAUUUUAAGCAUUGGGGUGCAAUCAAGGACGAGCUGCAUUUGAUGGUGAGUCCCGGGGUUCUGUCCCAGUUCAAGACUGAGCUCCAAAGGGCUAACCUGAGUGCAGAGGUGAUGAUAAGCAACGUUCAGGAACUCAUAGACUCUGAAAAAGAGGCUGACUCCAGAGCCAGUGCAGAUGAAUCCUUUGGCUGGAAAAAGUACAGCACACUGGCCGAAAUUUAUGCCUGGCUAGAUGGUAUCCUGGCGGCUUACCCGACGGUAACUGAGGAAUUUAUCGUGGGACAAUCCUACGAAGGUCGCACUAUACGUGGCAUUAAGAUCUCCUACAAGUCGGGCAAUCCUGGGGUACUUAUCGAGUCAAAUAUCCAUGCCAACGAGUGGAUAGCCUCGGCCACUGCCACCUGGCUGAUCAACGAGUUCCUCACCUCCGAUGACGUACUGGUUAGACAGAUGGUGGAGACCCACGACUGGUACAUAGUUCCAGUGCUCAACGUAGAUGGUUUUGUCUACUCCCACGAGAAGGAUCGAAUGUGGCGCAAGACCCGCCAACCGUCGGCAGACUCCAGUUGCAUUGGCGUUGAUCCCAAUCGGAACUUUGAUGUGCGUUGGAUGGAGAGUGAUGGGGCCUCAUCAAAUCCCUGUGACUGGAACUACGGUGGACCGCAUGCGCUCUCCGAACCGGAAGUCCAGGCUAUGACCGAUUUGGUGAUUAGCCUGAAGGACAAAAUCAAUGUAAUGCUGGCCUUCCACAGCUAUAGCCAGGUCCUGCUCUCACCGUAUGGCCACAGCAGCGUGGAGUUUCCGCCCAAUUACGAUGAUCUGAUGGCCGUGGCCAAGGCUUAUGCGGAUGCGGUGGCUAAACUGCCAUAUGACACCGUCUUUCAAUAUGGCUCAGUGGGAGGACUGCUUUAUCCCGCCACCGGCGCCACCAUUGAUCUGACCUAUCAGGAGGGUAUUGAAAUAACCUACACUGUUGAGUUCAGAGACACAGGACAUUAUGGCUUCAUCCUUCCCCCGGCACACAUUAUUCCAAAUUCUGAGGAGGCUUUGGCAGGCAUUAUGGCACUUUUGGAGAAAACCGAGGAACUGGGCUACAUGAAGUCCAAGAAGAAAUCGCUGAUCGCAUUCGCAGCUCUAAGCAUGGCAUUUAGUAAUUUCCUUUUAAUUCUGGCGUUAACUGGCUUUGUCCAAGGCCUGAGUUUGGGUCAGGACCAAAGGAUACGUUACGACAAUUACUCGGUGUAUAGAGUCAAGUUGGAGACUCCAGGACAGAGAAGCCUAUUCAAAAAGCUGGCUGAUGAUCGGGAAAACUUCAGACUUUGGAGUGAAGCCAAGGAUGAGUUGCACUUGAUGAUUAGUCCUGGUGCCUUUAACGAAUUCGAAGCCGAAGUCCAGAGAACCAACUCUAGUGCAGAGAUAUUCAUCAGUAAUGUUCAGGAACUAAUCGAUUCUGAGGAAAGUGCCAAUCUUAUGGCCGCCAGGGAUGGCUCUUUCGGUUGGACCAAGUACAACACGUUGGCGGAAAUUUACGCCUGGCUGGACGACAUAUUGGCUGCAUAUCCUGUAAUCACCGAGGGCUUCGUCCUGGGUCAAUCCUACGAGGGUCGGACUAUUCGGGGUAUCAAGAUCUCCUACAAAUCCGGCAAUCCCGGAGUCUUUAUUGAGUCUAACAUCCAUGCCAGAGAGUGGAUCACUUCCGCCACAGCCACCUGGUUGAUCAAUCAGUUCCUGACCUCCACCGAUGCGCUGGUGAGGCAGCUCGCCGAGAGUCACGACUGGUACAUCGUGCCCGUUCUGAAUGUGGACGGUUUUGUUUAUACUCACGAGAAGGAUCGCAUGUGGCGCAAGACCCGUCAGCCCUCAGAUAUUUCGUCUUGCGUUGGCGUCGAUCCCAACCGCAACUACGACUCCCACUGGAUGGAGAACGAAGGUGCUUCCUCGAAUCCUUGUGCCGAGGACUACGGCGGACCGAAGCCCUUCUCGGAGCCAGAAAUCCAGGCCAUGGCCGACUUUGUUAGCAGCCUCAACGGCAAGAUCAACGUAUUGCUGGCCUUCCACUCGUACAGUCAGCUUCUGCUCUCUCCCUACGGACACACUGCGGAGGAGCUUCCGCCCAAUUACGAGGACUUAAUGUCCGUGGCUAAGGCCUACGCAGAUGCUGUUGAGGGUCUGCCCUAUGGCACUGUUUACAGAUAUGGCACAUCUGCGGGUAUUCUGUAUCCCGCCUCUGGAGCCACCAUUGAGUGGGCCUACAACGAACAGGACAUUGAGAUAACCUACACCAUCGAAUUCAGAGACACUGGUCGCUAUGGGUUUAUCCUGCCCCCGGUCCACAUAAUUCCCAAUGCCGAGGAGGCAUUGGUCGGCAUAGUAGCCCUUUUAGAAAAGUGUGAAGAGUUGGGUUAUCUAAAUCUCAAGAACUAGCUGCGAAGGCUGGGAAAUUCUAGAGUGCAAUGAAUGAAUAAAGAUUAACUGCCGAUAA
Molecule: messenger RNA, 2658 nt
Organism: Drosophila kikkawai
Lineage: Eukaryota; Metazoa; Arthropoda; Insecta; Diptera; Drosophilidae
Product: zinc carboxypeptidase
Biological process (GO): proteolysis
Molecular function (GO): zinc ion binding; metallocarboxypeptidase activity
Source: RefSeq, a predicted model, not a curated record